Molecule: messenger RNA, 3588 nt
Organism: Temnothorax curvispinosus
Lineage: Eukaryota; Metazoa; Arthropoda; Insecta; Hymenoptera; Formicidae
Gene: Sas-6
Product: spindle assembly abnormal protein 6 homolog
Exons: 4
Coding region: 979-3000 (673 amino acids)
Biological process (GO): centriole replication
Cellular component (GO): centriole
Source: RefSeq, a predicted model, not a curated record
UCUCACGCCUUGCAGCGCCGAUGCUUGAAUAAGAACGAUUUCGAAAUGUCGCGUCUACGACUCUUGUUCCGUCACCGAUAAAUCUAAAUAUUACAAUGUAUUUCAUUUGCCGUACCAGCCGAGAGUACGUUACUCGAAAUAAGAGGAACGUGCGCGCGAAUUUAAAUUUGCGCCUCCGUAUAUCCAGUCAUUCCGAUGAAAUUUCGAUUGACGCGGGCGAAACAGCAAGUGCCUCGAUACGCGUCGAAAAAUAGAGAGCGAUUUUUAUAGUUGGUCGCGUGUUAAUCUGCCGAUACGCGCUAUAAUAGCUAUUAUUCGUCUAAAAUUACCGCGGCGUUAAUAAUCUCCGUUUCGAAAUGUCACACGUAUACGACUUUUAUUAACAAGAUCUCGUUCUUAUACAACUUGACUGUUUGACUAUUUUAAAUAACAAUAUGUCGUGUCGAAAUCUAACGCCGUGCGCCAUGGCGGUUACAGCGUUCACAGAAACGCAUUUGAAUAGAAGGAAAAUGAACUUUAUCCGAUACCUUCGCGCGGCGUUUCGUUCCGUGCUUGCAAAACGUCGAUCGGCUUGCAAAGCCUCGUACGUGUUGCGCCCGCGAUCCCUCAAGAAAGCCGAAAGCCGAGGAUAGAAAAAAGACCGACUCUCGCGCUCUCGCAUCACCUAGUGCCGAGCCGAAUGCGGAGUGCGGACGUGCGGACUGCGACUGCGGAGUGAAGUUAGUAGGAACGCGUGCCGUCAAGAUGGCGGCACCAAGCGGCGUAUAUGCCGUAUAUACGCGUCUCUGAUACGCGUGCGUUUAUUUGCGUUGAUUUGCGUGUCGCGCGAUGCGAGAUGCGAGCUGAGCGGAGCGGCUCGUAAAUAUCGUACGUUUGAGCGCGUUGACGCGUUCCGGCCGACGUUCCCGUAACGUCGACAAAUGAGACGCGGCGAGCGACGCGAGGUCAACGAGUGCUUGCCGAGAGCGCGAUCGAACGAUGAACUAUCUCAACAGUAUAGCAGGCGGCACGACCACCGCCGACUCGGGCCUGCAGCUCAACAAUGUCGAGAUUCUCUACACGAAGGUCCAGAGGAUUUACGUCAAGCCACAGCAUAAGGAGGAACGCCAGCGGGAUCUCAGAGUCAACGUCGAGAUUCACGCUGGCAUCAGUCCGGUUUGCCGCAAGAGUUUGUGUGUUUUGCUGGCUGACGACGACGAUCCAUGUUUUCUCUACUCCUUAUUCAUCACCGAAGAUGAUUUUAAGGUACUGAAAGCACAGCAGGGACUGCUGGUUGAUUUUGAUAACUUUGCCACUCAGUUGAUAUGCUUGUUGGAGCAAUGUCACGUUCCGGGUACAAGUCAGCUGUCAAAGACUCCGCCAAAAUUCCUCAUGUUAUUGGCGGAGGAGUCUGGAGAUUGGAAUUUCAAGCUUGUGGAGACAAAUAAUUUCAAACAUCUGUGCCACCUGAGUUUAAAUAUAUCACCGGCGACCGAUUCGGUUUUGAAAACACACAUGGCGAUGAAGAUUAAGCACCUGAAAGAAAAUAUUUCCCAACAAAGUAAGGAUGCGAUUGGUUUAGAAACUAGAUUAAAUGAUUUAACAAGCAAACUCGAAACGAAAACAAAGGAAUUAGAACACUUGGAGCAAAAAUAUUUAACUGAGAAAAAUCAAAUACAAUUUAAUUCGUCGCAGCAAAUAAGUAUGGAAAAAGACAGACUAGCACAAGCACGACUAGAAUGGCAAUGGCAAAGUGAAAAAGAAAAAAUGGAAGUUGAACAGAGGCAUGCUGACACUGUGAAACAGUUGCACACGGAACUUGCUGAAUUACGAACGCAGAAUAUGACGUAUAAGGACAAACAAUCCUUUUUAGAAGCUACAAACGCAGAGCAAGUAAAACAACUGCAGAAUCUCGAGAAAGAGCUUAAUAUUGCCGAACGAGAUUUGACUUUACUCAAAAAGCAAAACUCGAAAUUAGAUGUAGAUUACCAUGACAAAGAUAAAGCUGUUAACAGUUUGCGUACAAAGGUAGCUGUGCUUGAACAAGAAUUAAAGGACAAAACAGUAAUUAUUAACAAGCAUUUAGAAAUGCUAAAAUCAGGUAAAGAACAAAAGCAGCAUUUAGAGGAUCUUUUAACUGAAAGAGACAGUCAGUUGCAACGCAAGCAAAAUUCUUUGAGGAGUUUAAGUGACGAGUUAGUAAAAGCCAAUGAAAUCUUGACUAAAUUACAAAAUGAACUUGCAUCAACCAAGUCCAAAUUAAAAUUAAGGACGAGCAUAGCGCUCGAACAGGAAAGAUUGUUAGACAGCAAACAGAAAGAAGUUGGCCAAUUGGAAACGAAAAUGGAGGGGCUUGUCAGAGAUGCGAGAGAGGCGAAGAGUGAAGUAGAUAAUUUGAAAGAACAGAUAAAAACAUUGCAACACCACGUGGAGGAAAAAGAAAAGAUCAUAAAGAAUAAUGAUAACGUAAUUAGUUGGUUGAAUCGGAGAUUAGCGGACAAUCAAUCGCCAUUACAAAGCGCUACUACUCCGGCACCAGUUACGAUACCAUCAUCCGUUCCGCUGACGUUACCUAGAACAAAUAAACUAUUUCCUAACCGAUAUGAAACACGCACGCCCGUGCCCAGCACGAUACAGCCCAGUACAUUAUCAGGAUUACCGAUGAAAAAUCCGAUCGUACAAAAUCCAAAUAUUAAUCAGACCACUCGCACGACAGCUCGGUCGAUGGGUGUCGGUGUAACGGAAAGUUCGGUAGGAUUAACUACCUUUAACAAAAGCGCCCUGAUUUCGAGUACCAGCACGCCUAUGGAGCGUUUCAACGCGUUGAAUAAAAUAUCGGGAAAUCCAACGGCCUCCACCUCGGCGCCGGCUAUAAUUGAGAAUAACAAUGGUCCGGCGGUGAUCUCGAAUGGUACAAAAGCGAAAACUGCAAGCGUUGGCUUGCAGGGCGGAUUAAGGCGAGCAGGUUUAUCCGACAAACCCAUUUUACCUUCGGCAUAUUUUCCUAAGACCUUGCAUUAACCACGUGUUCGGGAGGACGUAUCAGUAUAGAAAUUGGUGAGUUAAACUCAUGUUAGAGUACUUUAAGAAUCAAAACGUAGGAACGACAAAACUGCAAUAUUGUCAUUAGCAUAACAAUAUUUCAAGUUUGCCGUCUCGGAGAUAGUACAAAUAUUUGUAUGAAUGAUUAGUAUUAUUUACAUUUCUUACCAGAUAAAAAUUUUAAACUAUUUUUAAUCCUACACAUUGGCACCUUUUUAUAUACAAAAAUGAUAUUAGGCUAUCGUCAAUGUAAUCGGUGUAUCAAUGUAGGAUUAAUAAUAAUAUAUAAUUAUUUGUAUAUAUAUAUAUAUUAUACUGACGCUCCGAUCUCGUUAAAUACGGCAUAAAAUGCGUAUAUAUAUCGGUAGGAAAAUUCCAUCAUUCAUUACAAUAUACUUUUAUAUUAACUCUAAAUAGCUUCAACAUUAUUAGCAUAAUUUUAUUAUAAAGACUAUUUUUAAUAUAUAAAUACUACUUGACAAAGUACAUGAAAGGUACACUCCAAUGAAAUUUAUAUUUAUAAUGAAGCAUAAUAUAUAAUAUAUGCAUAUAUCAUAAAUCAGGAAU